Molecule: messenger RNA, 4267 nt
Organism: Frankliniella occidentalis (western flower thrips)
Lineage: Eukaryota; Metazoa; Arthropoda; Insecta; Thysanoptera; Thripidae
Gene: Top1
Product: DNA topoisomerase I, mitochondrial
Exons: 17
Coding region: 150-3095 (981 amino acids)
Biological process (GO): chromosome segregation; DNA topological change; DNA replication
Cellular component (GO): chromosome; nucleolus
Molecular function (GO): DNA binding; DNA topoisomerase type I (single strand cut, ATP-independent) activity
Source: RefSeq, a predicted model, not a curated record
GGCUGGCCGCGCUUGGUCCGGCUCUUUGGCUCGGGUCGGCUUUGCUCUCGGACUUGGCUCGGUGGAGGGUCUCGCGGACCGUACGCUGUUCUGUUCCGCCAGAGUCAAUCACCUUCAACUCGUCUGAGUGCUGUGUCCGGAGGCCUGAAAUGGCUGAAGUAAUGGCUUCUGAUGGUCGUGACCCUUACGAGGAAAAGUGUGUCAAAGAGUACAGCAAUGGAACGGCAAGCGAAGGUUCAAAUCAUAUUCAAAUGAACGGUGUGACAAAUGGACAUUCCGGAGACAAAUCAAAGGAUAAACAUCGUGACAAGGAUAAACAUCACAAGGACAAACAUCGGGACAAAGAUAGGGACAAGAAUCGUGAGAAGGACAAAGAAAAAGAUAGGAGUAAGCACAGCUCUAGUUCAAAGGACAAGGAUAAGCACAGUAGUAGCAGCAGCAGUAAGGAUAAAGACAAGAGCCGUGACAAAGACCAUAAAAGCUCUUCAUCGAAAGACAAGGACCGAGAGCGUGAUAAAAGCUCCAGCAAGGACAAGGACCGAACUGACAAAUACAAGAGUAGCAGUAGUAGUUCUGGGCAUAAGUCAUCAUCCAGUAGUAAAGAUAAAGAAAAAUCCUCUUCUUCCUCUUCAAAGGACAAGGAUAAAUCACAUUCUUCUUCAAACAAGGACAAGGACAAAGAAAGAAGCAAAGAUAAAGAUAAGGAAAGAGAGAAGGACAAGCACAAAGAUCGCAGCAAGGACAAAGACAAGGAAAGGAAAGACAAAGAUAGAAAAAGUAGUGAUGGGGAUCGCCAGAAGGACAAGGAACGAAGCAAAGAAAAGUCCAAGCAUGAUAGUGACCGCAAGGAUAAGGAUAAAUAUAAGGAUAAGGAGAGAGAGAAAAAGUAUGAAGAGAAGGUGGAAGUUAAGCGUGAAUUAGAAUCACCUGUGGCCAUCAAGGAAGAGAGACUUUCAAUUUCUCCUGUAGCUAUCAAGCGAGCCGAUACUGAUGACAGUUUAGAUGAUACAUCCUUGAAUAUGGACAGUUUUAAACAGGAAGAAUAUUCAAGUUUCAAAGAAGAACCGUCAAGCAUUGAUGAUGACAAUGAUCAGGAUCAGUCUUAUGUUGAUAGGUCUGUUAAAAGAGAGGAUAGUGAUGAUGAAGAUUCGGAUGCACCACUGGCAUCAAGGAAAUCACUGGAAUCAUCAAAUAAACGCAAAGCGGGAAGUGACAGUGAGGAAGAUAAGCCACUCCUGGCUAGGGCAGCUCCCAAAAAGGUGAAGAAAGAAGUCAAGAAGGAGGUAAAGAAACGUAAGAGUGAAGCCUACGACAGUGAAGACGAAGAUCUGAAACCUAAAAAGAAGAAGAAGAAAGCACCAGUGAAGCAAGAAGCCCAGCUUAGCCCCACAAAGAAGAAGAAGAAGGAAGAGGAGGAGCAACAAGUCUGGAAAUGGUGGGAAGAAGAGAAGAAGGAGGAUGGAGUUAAGUGGCGGUUCUUGGAGCACAAGGGCCCACUCUUUGCCCCUCCCUACGAGCCGCUACCUGACAAUGUCAAGUUCUUCUAUGAUGGAAAGGAAAUCAGUCUCUCAGAGCUUGCGGAAGAAGUUGCUACUUUCUAUGCGAAAAUGCUUGAACAUGACUACACAACUAAACCAGUGUUCAAUAAUAAUUUUUUCAAAGACUGGCGAAAAGUUAUGACAGAUCACGAAAGAUCCAUCAUUACUGACCUCAAGAAAUGCAACUUUAAACCAAUGAAUAAGUAUUUCAAUGAGCAAUCUGAAAUUCGGAAAGCUAUGAGUAAAGAGGAAAAGAAGAAAAUCAAGGAAAAGAAUGACGAGAUUCAGAAAGAAAUGGGCUUUUGUACAAUUGAUGGACAUCAAGAAAAAAUUGGUAACUUCCGUAUUGAACCGCCAGGGUUAUUCCGUGGUAGAGGUGAACACCCUAAAAUGGGCAUGUUGAAGAGAAGGGUAAAUCCUGAGGAUGUCAUCAUCAACUGUAGCAAGGAUUCUAAAGUUCCCAAAGCCCCUGCUGGUCACAGAUGGAAAGAAGUUCGCCAUGACAACAAAGUAACUUGGCUUGCCAGUUGGACUGAAAAUGUUCAAGGGCAAGUGAAAUAUGUCAUGUUGAAUCCUUCGUCAAAACUUAAGGGAGAAAAGGACUGGCAGAAGUACGAGAUAGCUCGCAAGUUAGCAAAAACAAUUGACAAGAUUCGUGAUGACUAUCGGCAGGACUGGAAGUCCAAGGAAAUGCGUAUCAGACAGAGAGCUGUAGCUAUGUACUUCAUUGACAAGCUUGCUUUGAGAGCUGGUAAUGAGAAAGAUGCUGAAGACCAGGCUGACACAGUCGGUUGCUGUUCUCUGCGGGUUGAACACAUUUCACUGGAGGCUGAAAAAGAUGGUAAAGAGAAUGUUGUCAUAUUUGACUUUCCUGGUAAGGAUUCUAUCAGAUAUUACAAUGAAGUUCCUGUUGAGAAGAGAGUGUUCAAGAAUUUGCAACUUUUCAUGGAAAAGAAGCAAGGUGGUGAUGAUCUCUUCGACCGUCUCAAUACCGGGAUUCUCAAUAAACAUUUAAGUGAUUUAAUGGAAGGCUUGACUGCCAAAGUCUUCCGUACUUACAACGCUUCAUGGACAUUACAAGAACAACUUAAUCUAUUGACUAAUCCAGAUGAUACAGUUGCAGAAAAGAUUCUUGCCUACAAUAGAGCAAAUCGAGCUGUAGCCAUUCUUUGUAACCAUCAGCGUUCAGUCCCCAAGUCUCAUGACAAAUCAAUGGAAAAUUUGAAAGGAAAAAUUGAAGCUAAAAGGGAGCUAGUAGAAGAUGCAGAAAAAAAAUAUAAGGAAGCUAAACGGAAUCGAUCAGCUGAUACAGACAAGAAAAAGAAAGCUUUGGAUAGACUUCGAGAGCAACUCAACAAGCUGGAGAUCCAGGAAACUGAUAGGGAAGAAAACAAAACUAUUGCUCUUGGUACAUCUAAGCUGAAUUAUCUGGACCCUCGGAUAUCAGUAGCAUGGUGCAAGAAGUUCGAUGUUCCUAUUGAGAAGAUUUACAACAAAACACAACGUGAUAAGUUCCGCUGGGCUAUUGACAUGGCUGAGGCUGAUUAUGUUUUCUGAACACACUGCCUUACUUCACAUCUCUGGAUGUGGCUGUAGAUUUUCUUGUCUGAUUUUACUUGAUAUUUGUACUUUUUGAUGAACUUCUAAUUACGUAUUAAGUAAACCCAACUCUGGACCUUUACUUAGUAAAAAAUCCCAGCCUGGUUAUCGACUACUGUAGUUUUAUUUUACAUUUUGAGUGAAAGUUUGGUAAUUUAUAAUUUCCCCUUGCUUUCUAUGAUUUUAUUUAAAACUUAAACGGUGAAUAAAAUGUGAGAUUAAGUGUAGUAAAAAUAAUUUAUGAAUAUAUUUGUAUUACAUUGUAGUUGAAAUGUAUAUCAUGCACAAGUUCCUUAAUCUGCUUCGUAGGUGUGCCACACGUCACACGUGAUUGGUACAAUUUAUACCAAUGAUUAUUAAUGUUUGUUUCUUUCACAUACUUAAAUUAUUUUUAUUCAUUUUGAUGACUUAGACUUAUGAAUUUCCCUGGAUUGUACUCACAAUGUAUAUACUGCCAUAAGACCACCUGUACUAGUACUUUAUUUAAAUAAAUUUCAAUCAGGCAGAUUUUGGAGCUAUUGCGUUCUCUGUAUUCACUUGGCUGCUUUAGGCCAAUUUUGUAGACUUCUCUUUUUUUAUUGAAUAGAAACUUAAUAUUUCUUUAUAAUUAUAUUCCUGAUAUACCUAAAUCAAUAUUUGUGUGCCUAGUAUACAGGAACUAGAGAGGUGAACCUAAACCAUGAUGAUUUAUAGUUUUUGUGUACUGUGAUUAAUUUCAGUUUCAGAGGCCAUUAGUUGCGGACUGAGUUGGCCCAUUUCUAAUGUUAUGCAAAUACCUUGUUCUGCUAAGAAUUCUGGUUUGCUAACUUUAGUACUGGCAGAAAGGUGCUACUGUAAUGAAAUUGGUGUGUAAAUGAUCAGUAGUGCUUCAUGCAUUUAAUCUUUUGCCUUACUUAAAAGGCAGUAUCAUAGAUGUGUCAAUUGUAUUGUUUUAUCUGUGCUGGGAGUGCAAUACACUGGUUGUGGUUCUCAGUGGCGCUAAGAGGUUUCAGCUUUGCUGAGUUUCAUCCCCCAAAAAAACCCAAAAAUCAAAAAAAAAAAUAUAAAGAGAAAAAUGAAAUUUUAUUUACUGUCUCACUUUACUUUGUUAAAACACAAGCAAAUGAAUAAACUUCUAGUACAAUUUUAAA